AGGCUGAUCCCAUAAAUAUAUAUAGACAGAGAAAAUGAAUGAAUGAAUGAAUAAUAGUGAUAUAUUUUGGUGUAAUAUUAGUGGUAAUUAAGUCUGCGCGUCCCCCAUCUUUCUCUCUCGUCCGUCCUUUUCUCUCUCUUGAAUUUUCUCUCUCCUAAAAUUGAUUCUAUCUCUAUCCAUGGCAAUGAAACCAGAUCCAUCAACCUCCAUUCCUAAUCCCGACAUUAAUGCGAAGCCCCUUUCCAAUGGCAUUCCCAAUCCCAACCCCAAUCCUUUCAGAGGGCCCCACCAUCGCCGUGCUCAUUCCGAGCUCAGUUUCCGAAUAACCGACGACAUGGAUCUUUCCUCGGAUCCUUUCACCGGAUCCUCCACCGAAGAGAUCGGAUCCGAGGACGACCUCUUCACCACCUACAUUGACGUCGACAAGCUCGGCUCCGCUUCCGGAUCUGGUUCUCAUCCUUCCGACGACUUCCAACCCCAUCCCGCCACUACCUCCACCGGCCUUGCCCUCGCCGAUAGCAAUAACAACAAUCGUCCUCGCCAUCGGUAUAGUAACUCCGUUGAUGCCACUUCAUCUGCUAGCUUUGGUGAGAUCAUGGAUGCUAAGAAAGCUAUGCCUCCUGAUAAACUUGCUGAGCUUUGGACCAUUGACCCUAAGCGUGCUAAAAGGAUUUUGGCAAAUCGGCAGUCUGCUGCACGCUCUAAAGAGAGGAAAGCUCGAUACAUAUUGGAGUUGGAGCGGAAAGUACAGACUCUUCAAACUGAAGCAACCACUCUUUCUGCACAACUCACCCUGUAUCAGAGGGACACAACUGGUUUGACAUCUGAAAACACAGAACUCAAGCUUCGGUUACAAGCCAUGGAGCAACAAGCUCAGUUGCGAGAUGCACUCAAUGAAGCAUUAAAGCAGGAAGUGGAGAGGCUUAGAAUGGCCACAGGCGAAAUGAUGGGUCCUUCAGAAUCAUUUAACUUAGGGAUGCCUAGCAUGCAAUACAAUCCUUCUGCAUUUUACUCGCUACCUCAGCAACAUGUUUCCCAAGGCCAACAUAGUAUGCAAAUGCCAUCAUUUCAUCAAACUCAGGGAAAUAAUAAUAACAUGCACCAUAUGCAUUCAUCCAAUUCCCAAAAUCCUUCAGAAUUUAUGCCGAAUGAUCCCCUGGGAAGAUUACAAGGGCUUGACAUUGGCAGCAGAGGAACACCCGCUGUGAAAUCUGAAGGUGCCUCGAUGUCUGCCAGUGAAAGUAGCACAACAUUUUGACGUGCGCUCAAGUUGCUGACUAGCUGACUUCUUCAGAAAGUGUGUGUUUGGUAGAUUGUCUAUAAACUGACAUCAUUCAAUUAGAUAAGGUACUAUUGAUUUGUUCCAUUAUUUAUUCUAUUCGUAUCCUUUUCUCUGGGAUCACGUCUAUUUAAAUUGGUCUCAAGGAUGAUCCCCAAAGAGGGGGUCGUUGUAGGUUACUGAGUUGCUUCAUCUUCCUCCCGAUUUUUUAGUUCUGCUGUGAAAUGUUGUAGCAUGUGCGACUGAAAGGUCAUUCGGCAUGCCAGGAAAGGCUUCUGUAUUUUUUUUUUUUUCUUGUAACUUUUUUGUGUACUCAAAACCUGUAUUAUUCUUCUCAAUCCAACUUUUUUUAUUGUAGCUUUCUUA
Molecule: messenger RNA, 1645 nt
Organism: Chenopodium quinoa (quinoa)
Lineage: Eukaryota; Viridiplantae; Streptophyta; Magnoliopsida; Caryophyllales; Amaranthaceae
Product: transcription factor RF2b-like
Exons: 4
Coding region: 179-1258 (359 amino acids)
Biological process (GO): regulation of DNA-templated transcription
Cellular component (GO): nucleus
Molecular function (GO): DNA-binding transcription factor activity
Source: RefSeq, a predicted model, not a curated record